CGAUGACGUACAUCGCAUUUCCGGUCUGUAGAAAGCAUGGAAAUUUAGAAAAGAACAAUUAUUUUUUACAUUUCUUUUCAAAUUCAGAAUUUAAUUUUUUAAAAUUUUAUUAACAAUGGCUGAUAUUAACUAUAGUGAGGCAGAAAAAACUUUUAUACUUCAUGGUAUACAGGACAAAUUUCCAUGUAGAGAAGAUGGUAGAGGAUGUGAAGAUUAUCGUCAUAUGGAAAUAGAAACAGGUGUUGUAUCAAAUACGUCAGGUUCUGCAAGAUUAAGACUGGCUAAUACGGAUAUAUUAGUUGGCGUAAAAGCAGAGUUGGGCGUUCCAUCUCCAGAAAAACCAGAUUCUGGAAGUAUAGAAUUCUUUGUUGAUUGUUCAGCUAAUGCUACACCAGAAUUUGAAGGACGUGGUGGUGAAGAGUUAGCUACAGAAAUAAGUACUGUUUUAUCUAGAUGUUAUGAUAAUUCUGGUUGUUUAGAUUUAAAAUCUUUAUGUAUUAUUCCCAAACAACAAUGCUGGAUUCUUUAUAUAGAUGUAUUGUUAUUAGAAUGUGGUGGGAAUUUAUUUGAUGCAGCUUCUAUAGGGGUUAAAGCUGCUCUAUAUAAUACAAGAAUACCUAAUGUAACAGUUAAUCAAGAAGAUGAUGAAAUGGAAAUAGAAUUAUCUGAUGAUCCAUAUGAUGUUAAAAGAUUAGAUAUAUCUUCAUCACCUUGUAUUGUUACACUGAGUAAGAUUGGACAUUAUCAUGUUGUUGAUGCUAGUCAGAAAGAAGAAACUUGUUGUUUAGCAAGAUUAAUGAUGGGUGUGACAGCUAAGGGAACAAUAUCAGCUUUAAAGAAAGAAGGUUGGGGUAGUUUAAAUCCAGAAAGUAUAUUUGAUAUGAUGGAGACUGGCAAGAAGAUAGGUCAGGUAUUAAAUACUAGUUUAUUGAAUGUAUUAGAAGAAGAAGAAAAAAGUGGAAAUAAGCGUAAAACAGUUGGCUUUCUGAAAUAGUGACAUGUAAAUAACAAACUUCUGCUCAAUAUAGUGCAUUUUUAAGGGAUUGCUAUAAAGUGUGAGACAAGAUUCAUAUAAAAACUGAAGUGAAAUAUAUGUAAGGUUUAACAUGAAUAUGUUUACUUGUAUAAAGUAUGUUUAUAAAGUUA
Messenger RNA from Patella vulgata (common limpet), 1146 nucleotides. Its product is annotated as exosome complex component RRP42. NCBI's taxonomy places the organism in Eukaryota, Metazoa, Mollusca, Gastropoda, Patellidae. Bases 116 to 994 code for a protein of 292 amino acids. The transcript has 9 exons. The record is from RefSeq and is a predicted model, not a curated record. Gene Ontology annotation, cellular component: cytoplasmic exosome (RNase complex); nuclear exosome (RNase complex). Gene Ontology annotation, biological process: TRAMP-dependent tRNA surveillance pathway; U1 snRNA 3'-end processing; nuclear polyadenylation-dependent rRNA catabolic process.